This is a messenger RNA of Lates calcarifer (barramundi perch), 847 nucleotides long. RefSeq names its product triadin (gene trdn). Gene Ontology annotation, cellular component: membrane; sarcoplasmic reticulum. The coding region runs from base 16 to 639 and encodes 207 amino acids. The record is from RefSeq and is a predicted model, not a curated record. The transcript is spliced from 7 exons. Gene Ontology annotation, molecular function: signaling receptor binding. NCBI's taxonomy places the organism in Eukaryota, Metazoa, Chordata, Actinopteri, Centropomidae.
GGGUGAAAGGAGGACAUGAAGUUAGAGAAGCAGAGAGAAGUGUGGUCAGAGGGAGGAAGAAGAGAAGAGGCGCAGGACAGAGAAGAGCAGAAAAAAGACAAAGCUCGGUGUCCUCGCUGUCCUCUGCUGGUAAAAGGCCUGCAGCUGUCUGUGUGUCGAAAACAGCUCUCUUCACCAAUGAGCAGUCAGACCAAAGCCGGGGAGGCGGGCUCUUCAGCUCGGAACAGCCAGAGGACGUUUUUGGAUGAUGUCGUUUUAACCUUUAGCUCACCGAUGGCCUGGCUACUGGUUGUGGCGCUGAUCAUCACGUGGUCAGCGGUGGCCAUUGUUCUGUUUGAUCUACUUGAUUACAAGACUCUAGCAGAGUACACAUCAUACUGUGACGACCCCGUGUGUUUAUCUCCUGGUCUCCCUCCUCCUGCUGCCAUCGCUAAGAGAGGUUUGAAAGCAAGAGGUGGUGUUCGUCCAAUUAAAUCACGCCCUGCUGGAGUCCCUGCUGAUGUCACUGCUCAGGAGAGCACUGAUUGGUUGGAGAUGAUAUGGACCUUUGCUGCCAGUUUGGUGGCUCCUGAUGAGGAGGAGGAAGGUAUUCACCAGCUAACUGAAACCCUCACAUCUUUCCACUCUGAGGAGCUCUGAAAGAGAAAGGACUGAAACAGACAAGUAUGAAGAGCUGGAGAGAGGGCGAGAAGGCAAAAAGAGAGGAGUGUGUCUGACUAAAGUGGGAGAGAGAGUACAGUAUAGAGAGAUGGAAAGAGGAAGAGAAUGUACAGUAUAUCACAGCAAUAUUUCUUUCUGUCUGUCUGUUGUUAACUGGAACUUGAUGAAUAAAAACAGCCAAUUUAAA